GCGACCCGACUAAUUAUGCAUCCAAGGGAAGGGAAAGCAAUUAGGUAUCGAUCACCAAGGCCGUCCCACAAUCGAUCCGGGACGUCCAUCGUCGCCCGAGCCACAGGUAUUCUUCUACGCGUCCACCCCAAUCGCUUCACCCCUGAAUAUCUCUCUGGCACCGCUCCUCCUCUUGGGCCUCUCGGGAGAGAAGCAGCGAUUCCACUCCCACGCCACGCCCCAAGUAAUUUUUCUUGGUGGGCCGUGCGUCAAGAAACGUAAGAGCAUGUGCAGCUGACCUGCACAGACUGUAAAUUGGGAUUCUUUUGGUAGAAACUACCGUGAAUUGAGUAUUGGUGUAUGACGUUUGUUCUGGAACAAGAUGAGUAGAACAGAAAGGAGCAAAGAGGCUCAUAGGAGGAACUCCAAUGAAGGCACUGCAGCUCGUACACGACCUCUCAGCUUCGAGGAGAUUAUGUUGAGAAGAAAAAAGAAACUCACAGCAGGUGCUGAAGGAGCCAGUGGAUCGAGGGAGCCGUCUGUGAAACAUGAUGCCAAAGGUGCCUCAGAUUGUGCAGAACCUGAUGAGGGUUACAAGAGCACAAGGGUUCUGAAAGAUACAGCAAAAGGGAGCUCUAGGAGGAUGGAAGAGGUAGUCUCUAAAAGGGAGAGGGAUUGGUUGGAAGGGACCUCCAGGAAGAUGGAAGAAGUAGUUUCUAAAAGGGAGGGAGACCGGUUAGAAGGUAAAGAGAAGGGAAAACUUGAUUACGAAGCUAACAUCAAGGCGAAGUCCAGCUAUAGCAAGAGGAGUGGUGACAGAGAAAGCAAAACUGAAAGGCAGAGCCACUAUAGGAGCAGAACUGGUUAUGGGUUGGAGGCUGAUUCUGAGAAAGAAUUUGAAAAGAAACGGCCCAAAGAUAUAGUGGAAAAGGAUAAAGUCAAGGAGAGAGACAGAAAGCUUAAAGGGGAGGGAAAAAGAAAGUACCAUGGUCAUAAUGAUGAAAAAAGCAGAUCAGAGAUUGAUGGCUCCAAGUUGAAGAAACAUGAUUCUGGAAAAUCACGAGAUGAGUAUUCAGAAAGAAAUGACCGGAAGAAAGAGCACUCAAAAGCUUAUUAUGAAGAUCCGAGGUCAAAAAGGAGAAGGUCUAGGAGCCGGGAGAAUGAUCAAGAACGAGAAGUGUCAUUUUCACCUAGGGCAAACAAACGUUCAUACCAUGUACGGGAUUAUGAAGAGUCAUCAUUCCCAUCACUCAAAGAUAAGUCAAGAAGGAAGUAUUCUGAUGGUGAUAAACAUAGAGCUUCUGGAAAUGGUGGAUACGCUAGUGGCCAUCACCGCAAAUAUGGGAGUGGGCUUGGUGGCUACUCACCAAGGAAGAGAAGGACCGAGGCAGCAGUUAGGACUCCCUCUCCAACUAUUCGCUCCCCAGAAAAGAAAACUGCCACAUGGGAUCAGCCUCCUCCAGGAGCGAACCAUACUGGUUUUGGAUCCACACUUGCCAAUUUCCAGUCAUCUACCACUCCUGCAAUAGCAAAAUCCCAGCCUACUCCUUCAAAAGAGACUGUAUCGGUAGUGAUGAGUGCAUCCGUCGACUCUGUUCAGCUAACACAGGCAACCCGUCCCAAAAGAAGACUUUAUAUAGAAAAUCUGCCACCAUCAGCCUCUGAGAAAACAGUGAUUGAUUCCCUUAAUGAUUGCUUACUUUCAUCUGGUGUUAAUCAGAUCCAAGGAACUAGUCCAUGCAUUAGCUGUCUGAUAAACAAAGAGAAGUGCCAGGCUCUUGUUGAAUUUCUCACACCCGAGGACGCUACUGCAGCUCUUUCUUUUGAUGGCAGAUCUCUAUUUGGAUCUGUUCUCAAAAUCAGGCGUCCUAAAGAUUUUGUUGAGGCAGCAACUGGAGCCCAAGAGAAACCAAUGGAAGAGGCUAAAGCAAUAUCUGAUGUUGUGAAGGACUCACCCCAAAAGAUUUUCAUUGGUGGAAUUUCCAAGACUCUGUCAUCUGACAUGCUUAUGGAGAUUGUUAGUGCCUUUGGGCCUUUGAGAGCAUACCACUAUGAGUUUAACGAGGAGCUGAAUGGACCAUGUGCCUUUCUAGAGUAUGUAGAUCACUCAGUUACUCAGAAGGCAUGUGCUGGACUUAAUGGGAUGAAGCUUGGUGGGUGUGUUUUAACUGCGGUUCAAGCUUUUCCCAGUGCACAUGUGGAGGAAAACACUGAAAGUGCUCCUUCAUAUGGUAUUCCUAUGCAUGCAAAGCCGUUACUUGCUGACUCCACUAAGGUCCUGCAGCUUAAAAAUGUGUUCAAACGAGAGGAAUUUUUGCUGCUAUCAGAAUCUGAAUUGGAGGAAACAUUGGAAGAUGUUCGGUUAGAGUGUGGAAGGUUCGGAACUGUCAAAUCUGUCAAUAUUGUAAGGUAUACUAGCACUGUUGAAACUGCUCCUAAAGCUUCUGAACCAGAAACCAUUGGUGGCUCAAAGAAGAUAGAAUCUACAACAUCAAGUCCUAAAAGUGAUUCUGAGGAAGAUGGAAAUAUACCUGUCACAAAUAAUGCCAAUGAGCCCCAAGAUGCAAGGGAUGCUUCAGAAGACAGACAAAACAAUCAUGAGACUUCCACAAAGGAUCUUGAGAAGGAAUCUGCUGGCUUUUCUCCCUCUGAUGGUGUCGUUUUUCAAGAUGUUCAACAGCUGAAUGAGCCUUCAGGAGAUCCUCGAGCUGAGCUUGAUGACAAUGUAGAUGCUGAAAGAGAAGAAAGUGGAGUGGAGAAUGACAUGGUUCCAAAAUCAUUGUCAAAACUGGAGGUGGAUACCACGAUUGCAGAAGAUGCUGGCUUGAAUAGUUCUGCUGCCAAACAAGAGGCAAGCAGAGGAGAUGGUGAACACAUGUCGAUGGAGAAUGUCGAUCCAAAAACUACUGUAAGAGAUGGAGCAAAUUCAAGCAAAGGAGAUGAUGACUGCAUGCCCAUUGACAAUGCGAAUCUUAGUAAUGCUGUCGAUGAAGCUGUUGACAAAACAGGUGUAAGCAAUGGAGAUGAUAAUCAUCAGGCUCAGGAUCUUGAUGUGUUUGAGCCUGGUUCUGUUCUUGUGGAAUUCCUGAGGAAAGAGGCAACUUGCAUGGCAGCACACUGUUUACAUGGCCGGACUUACAGUGAGCAGAUCGUGACAGCUGGCUAUGUCCCACAUGACCUCUACCUGGCACGGUUCCCAAGAUGAACGCUGAUCAUUGCUGGCUAUUAUCUUAUUAAGUACUUUUUUUUUUGUUUUCUUGGUCGGAUUUUCAUGAUUCGAUCCCCCUUUAGUGAGUCCUCCCUGAAGACGAGGGCCCUUUUGAACUGCCAAGAUAGAGUCGUCAUCUGAGGAGUGGAUAUACAGACAUUAUCUGUUCAGCCAUGAUGUCUAUUGAUUUUAGAGUAACGUAUUUGAUUGUCAUAAGAUCAGACUGAUUAGGUUUUCACAGAAUGAAGUCGUGGGGAGUAGCCUUUUUUGCCCUGUACCAAACUGCUUAUUUAUAUCCAUAACCUUCAUAGAACUUAUUUGAGGCUUU
Elaeis guineensis (African oil palm) is the source of this 3515-nucleotide messenger RNA. RefSeq lists its product as uncharacterized. Gene Ontology annotation, molecular function: RNA binding. The record is from RefSeq and is a predicted model, not a curated record. NCBI's taxonomy places the organism in Eukaryota, Viridiplantae, Streptophyta, Magnoliopsida, Arecales, Arecaceae.